Cladophialophora bantiana CBS 173.52 is the source of this 1905-nucleotide messenger RNA. RefSeq lists its product as uncharacterized. The transcript has 6 exons. The coding region runs from base 1 to 1905 and encodes 634 amino acids. Lineage: Eukaryota; Fungi; Ascomycota; Eurotiomycetes; Chaetothyriales; Herpotrichiellaceae. The record is from RefSeq and is a predicted model, not a curated record.
AUGGCUCUAUGCACCACUUGCAACAGCUUCGACUUGUACCGGAUCUUCAAUUCCCCUGACAUACGGAUUGCAGCUUCUGCUGGUUGUGGUCUGUGUACGCUAUUGUUUGAUGCAUUUAAACGUAAAGAAUCAGAGGCAGCACAAGCGGCAGGCGAUCUUCCGAUCAUCCUCGCAGGGAGCCGGACAAUCGAAGAUGAACUGGAUGAUCCUCCUGAGUUUUCGACACACAUAGAGCCUAAACUAAGGUGCUUCUUUAUGAGCCCCGAGCAAGGACUGAUCAGGCUUUGUGAUCUUGACAUUAGCAUUGAUAAUGCUUUUGGCGACGUGCCUACAGACCUUCCAUUUGAACCGUUUAGCAAACUGCAUUGUCAUUCUAACGAUCCCGGCAGUGUGGCGCUUGCUUCAAUGUGGCUUUCAUCUUGCCUGGAGAAUCAUGAUUGCCCAACCCCCAACUUAACAGGUCCCAGUUUGUCAACACGCUUCCUCCAGGUCGGGAACGCGAGCAGAAAUCCACACCUUGUCGAGUUUCCAUCGGGAGUAUCACUGCAGCCGUGGGUUGCUCUAAGCUACCGGUGGGGGAAAAAGGAGCCGUUGUUGAAGUUGAAGAAAGAAACUGAAGGAUCUCUGAAAGCCGAUGUUGAUAUCGGGGAUCUGGACGCCACUAUUCGGGAUGCAGUCACCAUCAGCAGGGGAUUGGGGAUUCAAUAUCUGUGGAUUGAUUCAUUGUGCAUUUUUCAAGACCAGAAGUCGGAUUGUGUGGACACCAAUGAUGUCUCAGGGAGCUUUCUGAGCCUGCGAGAAACGCAGUUCGUUGGAAUCUCUUGGAAAGCGAACCCGAAUCAGGGCGCCAGUGAAGAAUACCGAAACCCGCCGCAGGUCUACGUCUCGCACGCGCGGCCCGAUCAUCACGACCCGUUGAUCGGACCAUGCGUGGUUCAGUACGAGCGAGCCCUUAAAUACGUCCCCUUGAUCGAGUUCGGCCUCAACAUUGCGGACAAACCUGGUGGAAGGCCCUUCUGGCGAUUCGACCUUUUCACCAAAUUCAAACUCCUGCCUAAGUUCCUGAAAAGUCCGAAAUGCGAUUCGAACUACAAUAGAUACCGCAUCUGGUACAACAUCGUUGAAGACUACUCUGGUCGCGGUGUGACAUGCCAGCGAGAUCGACUCGUUGCAAUUUCAGGAAUAGCCAAAAUGUAUGGGAUGGCCCUCGACGGCGACAGAUAUGUGGCUUGGAGCUAUUCGGCAGCAAACUUGGUCAGUCCACCGACGUUGAGGUUAAUGCUCCUUUCCUGGAGCUGGGCCAACGCCCCUCCCGGGUAUACCAUUCGAAAUGACUGGUUAAACAACAGUCCUAGGCCAUUGGCAACGCUGGAAGACGUCAGCUUCAGUCUAAUGGACUUAAACAAUCCUUUCGGCGGUGUCUUGCGUGCCAAACUUACCAUACGUGGACCGGUCUACCGGUUUUCUCGGCUUUACCAUCCCCCCUGGCGUUCGCCGGGGAGUAAUCUUUCAGCUUUCGAGCGCCACCUUUCUCAUGUGGUUGAGCUCGACUACGGCGAGAGGGCCAACGAUUUCUCUCGUGAAGGCCGCUACGCCGCUUUAUUGUUGAUGCAAGCAUGGCCUUCAUUUGAUAAUCGUCUUGACGCCCUCGUCCUCCAGAAUAUGCCGUCGUACAAAGACGAGAGGAGCACAGUUCUUAAACGCCCGGGUCUUUUAAAACUGAGCUUCUACAGCAUACCGACGUCUCCUUCAUUAUCCGAAAAGCUCGAACUUCAGGAAAAAUCUCUUGACUAUCGUCUGAACCCUGAGGGUGGGUUCCGACGGUCAAAGCGCAUUUUCUGUGAAGAAUUCUUCCAAGAGUAUAGUAAAAGCAAUUGGCCCUGCGAUUCUGUAACGAUUGUUUAA